Messenger RNA from Spirometra erinaceieuropaei, 565 nucleotides. Lineage: Eukaryota; Metazoa; Platyhelminthes; Cestoda; Diphyllobothriidea; Diphyllobothriidae. The record is from the annotation of a GenBank genome assembly.
AUGGCUGGCGGAGCUGCAGAUUGUCUUUAUUGGGAACGUGUUUUGUCAAAGCACUGCAGGUGUGAAUGUCAUUCUCCCCUUACGUAGAAUGAAUAGGUUGUUCGAACUCCGAAAUAAGGAGAGGAUGUCAGUGGCUGCCGCCUCGAAGCUUCUGUCUAAUAUGCUUUAUAAUUACAAGGGAAUGGGCAUUUCUCUUGGCUCGGUCAUUGCUGGUUAUGACAAGAUGGGUCCCGGGCUGUACUACAUAGACAACGAUGGCACAAGACUCACCGGCGACUACUUUUCUACUGGAUCUGGCAGCCCUCACGCAUAUGCCAUCCUCGACCCCGGAUACAAAUUCGACAUGAGCACCGAAGAGGCCAUUGAGCUAGGUCGCAGGGCCAUUUACCACGCAACGUACCGAGAUCCUGCAUCAGGAGGAAUAAAUAACCGUAAGUGGAGUUCUUUAGAGCGCGUAAUCCUUUGAAUUCUAGUGUACCACAUAACCAAGGAUGGUUGGGAGUUCAUUGGAGCUGUGGACGUUUCCGAUCUCCACGCCAAAUAUUAUGCACAUGCCACUGCUUGA